Molecule: messenger RNA, 1281 nt
Organism: Cinclus cinclus
Lineage: Eukaryota; Metazoa; Chordata; Aves; Passeriformes; Cinclidae
Gene: F7
Product: coagulation factor VII
Exons: 8
Coding region: 1-1281 (426 amino acids)
Biological process (GO): proteolysis; blood coagulation
Cellular component (GO): extracellular region
Molecular function (GO): calcium ion binding; serine-type endopeptidase activity
Source: RefSeq, a predicted model, not a curated record
AUGAUUUCCAGGCAGCAUGUGGCUUUGUUUCUCUGCUUUCUGCUACUGAUCCCUCUUUCUCUGGAUGCAGUCUUUCUAAAGCAGGAAGAGGCAAGCAACAUUUUGCAAAGACAAAGACGAGCCAACAGCUUCUUUGAAGAGAUAAAACUGGGAUCACUAGAGCGAGAAUGCAUAGAAGAAAAGUGUUCCUAUGAGGAAGCAAGAGAGAUUUACCGUGAUACUGAAAGGACAGAAGAGUUCUGGCUCAUCUAUUCCGACCCUAACCAGUGUGCCUCCAACCCCUGUCAGAAUGGUGGGAUUUGUGAUGACCAGUUUCAGGAUUAUGUUUGCCGCUGUCCCAUCGAAUACGAGGGCAAAAGCUGUGAAAAAGCUGUGGCUGACAAACUGAAGUGCAUUUUUGACAAUGGUGGCUGUGAACAGUACUGUACUGACAAGCAGUCAAAAACACGACUGUGCUUCUGUGAUGAUGAUUACACUUUAGCAAGUGAUGGCGUGUCCUGCAUCCCUCAAGUGAAAUAUCCAUGUGGAAAAAUACCAGUUCUGGCAAAAAAAAAUUCCACUGUACAUGGGAGAAUAGUAGGUGGUUUGAUCUGUCCUCCGGGUGAAUGUCCAUGGCAAGCCCUUAUAAUACAGGAUCAGACAGAAAAGUGUGGUGGCACCCUGCUUUCCCCAGAGUGGGUAGUCACUGCAGCUCACUGUUUGGAGCAUACUCACCCUAAACAGCUUCGGGUGAGACUGGGUGAACACAAAAUAAAUGUUGAUGAGAAAACUGAGCAAGAAAGUGGAGUUGCCAGGAUGAUCAUUCACGAAGAAUACGUGAAUGGACAAGUCAAUAAUGAUAUUGCCCUCUUGAACCUGGAAACACCAGUGAAUCUCACUGACUAUGUGGUGCCAAUAUGUUUGCCUGAGAAAAGGUUUGCUGUUUUUGAACUGUCCACCAUCAAGUUCUCCACAGUAAGCGGAUGGGGACGCCUAAUAGAUGGAGGUGCCACCUCUUCUGUUCUAAUGAGAGUUGAUUUGCCACGUGUAAAGACACAAGAAUGUGAAAAGGAGACUGAUUUAAAUAUUACAGAGAACAUGUUCUGUGCAGGAGACCUGUCUGGGGUUAAGGACUCCUGCAAGGGAGACAGUGGUGGUCCUCAUGCUACACAGUACAAGAACACUUGGUUUCUGACUGGGAUUGUUAGCUGGGGAAAGGGCUGUGCUGCUGAAGGCAGCUAUGGGGUUUACACAAGGGUAUCCAAAUACAUUGACUGGUUGAGGAAACACAUGGACAAAUGA